This is a messenger RNA of Heteronotia binoei (common prickly gecko), 636 nucleotides long. Its product is annotated as nucleoside diphosphate kinase 6-like. The coding region runs from base 64 to 627 and encodes 187 amino acids. Gene Ontology annotation, molecular function: nucleoside diphosphate kinase activity. The record is from RefSeq and is a predicted model, not a curated record. Lineage: Eukaryota; Metazoa; Chordata; Lepidosauria; Squamata; Gekkonidae. Gene Ontology annotation, biological process: CTP biosynthetic process; GTP biosynthetic process; UTP biosynthetic process. The transcript has 5 exons.
CCAGCUUGGCACACGCUGCCCCCAUUGCAGCCCCCCCCAGGGCCGAGGGACCUUCGGAUCAGAAUGAAGGCCGUCUUGUGUGCUCCCCAGCGGAUGCUGCAGCUCACCUUGGCCAUUGUCAAGCCUGACGCUAUGGCCCACCCCCUCAUCCUGCAGGCUGUGCACGAGACCAUUCUGAGCAACAGGUUCCUGAUUGUCCGGUGCAGGGACGUGGUGUGGAGCAGGCAGGACAGCCAGCAGUUCUACCAGGAGCACAGAGGGCGCUUUUUCUACCAGAGGCUGGUGGAGUUCAUGGCCAGUGGCCCGAUGCGGGCCUACAUCCUGGCCCACGAGGAAGCCAUCCCGUUCUGGAGGUCUCUGAUGGGCCCCACCAAAGUGUUCCGCGCCCAGCACACGGAUCCGGACUCCAUCCGCGGGACCUACGGCCUCACAGACACUCGGAAUUCGGUGCAUGGGUCAGACUCAGCAGCUUCGGCCAGAAGGGAGAUGGCCGCCUUCUUCCCGGACUUCUGUGAGGAGUACUGGUACCAGCAUGAGGAGCCGCGCCUGCGCAGCGGGGCGGUCUGCUACGACACUGAGGCCGCCAUUCACCGCGUGCCCAGAGACGGAUGGACGGAGAGGGAUUAAAGGCAUCUG